Asterias rubens (European starfish) is the source of this 1410-nucleotide messenger RNA. RefSeq names its product branched-chain-amino-acid aminotransferase-like protein 2. The transcript is spliced from 2 exons. NCBI's taxonomy places the organism in Eukaryota, Metazoa, Echinodermata, Asteroidea, Forcipulatida, Asteriidae. Bases 300 to 1109 code for a protein of 269 amino acids. The record is from RefSeq and is a predicted model, not a curated record.
CAUGCGCCAGCACUAACUGGAACUAAAUAAAAUCUCCUUCUAGUCUCUUGUGACCAUCAAUUUUCAUUAGAAUGCAUUAUCAUAAUAAAUGAUGAUGUAAACAUUAGAAUACGAGACGAUGAGGGACGUAUUAGGUUGCAUUUGAUGUAAGGUUGCGGCUCCACUCGCCGGCUAAUUUUCGAGCAAGUUGGAUUUUACUUUUAGGCCUACUGAAUACUUUCGGCUCUUGCAAUCACAAACGUGGUGGAUCUAUUUGGAGUGCGCACCUUUGAACAGUUGGUCAACAUUGACUUAUCACGAUGGCGCCUAAACGUAUUGCUAUUUGGAGUCACCCGAGGUCACUUUCUACUGCCUUGGUGAUGAGCCUCGGCAACUACGGAAAAGUGGAAGUCUUCAAUGAGUUUUAUGGCGGCGCUUAUGCCUUUGGCCCUGAAAAGAAAGUGUCUUCCCCGCCCCCGCUACCGAUUCCACCUGAGAAGGACCUGACCUACGAUGCUGUCAAAGCGUUGCUUGAGACCGACUAUCCCGAUCAGGAGCUCAUCAUCUUCAAGGACCAUGCAGCCGCUCUGGAUAAGAAAUACGACAAACUCCCUCAGGGUUUCGUCCACACGUUUAUCAUCCGAGACCCGACGAAGAUGUUUCUCUCAAACCAGAAGAUGGCCGAGAAGAGCGGCAUGACGAUUGAAAUGUUCAUCAAGUUCUCCGAGACGAUGUUCGGGAAGAGUCACGGAUACGAAGCUAUGGUGGAUCUGGUCAAGUACAUCGAGGAGACGCUCAAGCAAAAAGUGGUGAUUGUAGACGCUGAUGACCUCCAGAGCAACCCCAAGAAUGUGCUAGGAACCUUCUGUAAGGCUGUAGACAUUCCAUUUAGAGAUACUCUGUUGAGCUGGAAGCCGAUCGCCGAGAUCCCCUGGCACAUCCCGAAGGCACUACUGGCCUUUAACAAAGCGACCGGUGCGUAUGAAAGUGCACUGAAGAGCACAGGAUGGCUACCCCCUGACCCUAACACCGUGGAUCUUACCAACAUUCCAAAGGUCCUGUUUGAUGCAAUAGAGGUGGCCCUCCCGUUUUAUGAAACGCUGCAUGCCAAGCGACUGAACUGGACUUAAUUUUUCAUAUUGUUGAAAUAAUUUCUUUGUCAAUCGUUGCGAAACACGUCUUCUUAACUGAAAAUGCAAACUAGUACAAUUUGUUUUACUUUCUAUUCACAUCAAAAAUGGCUUACUCCAUUAGCCUUUAUUCUGUUGUAAUGUUGUUCAAGUGCAUGAUUUAGCAACGUUGUAGGUGUGUUUGUUCUUCAUGACCAAUUUCACAGAGAGCUGAUAAGCUCUAAGUGUUAAGUAGGAUUUGAAACUUUGUAUUGUGGAAAUACGAUAUGGAAACGGUUUGCGGUAACACCGUGUAAUGAUU